AUGGCUGGCUUGAGAGUGGACUUCAGCAUGUUCCUGGAGGCUCUGGGCUUUGUUAAGGUCCUUGAGUGGAUCUUUGCCAUUUUUGCUCUUGCCACAUGUGGAGGCUUUCAAGGUAAAACUACCCUUCUAGUUUCCUGCGAAGGUGUGGUAAACAAAACAGUUACAGCUGCUUUUGCUUAUCCAUUCAGGUUGAAUACUGUUGAAUUUAGUGCACCAGACCCAAAAGGCUGCGCUGGUACUUGGACUGACGUCCAUCUUGUGGGCAACUUCUCCUCUUCUGCACAGUUCUUUGUUACACUUGCGGCGUUGGUGUUCCUCUACUGCAUGGUUGCCCUUGUGGUAUAUAUUGGAUACAACCAUGUCUAUCAGCAAAAUAACAAGUUUCCACUAACUGACUUGGCUAUCAGUGUCUUGAUAGCCAUUUUGUGGAUGGUCAGUACUUUUGUUUGGGCAAAGGCACUUGCUGACAUCAAAAUGUCCACGGAGGCCAACAUUAUUCCAGGAAUUGAAGCUUGUCAAGCACCAGGAACAACAUGUAAUUUUGUUUCUGUGACCAGCAUGGGAAUUCUGAACUUGUCUGUGGUAUUUGGCUUGCUUAAUGCAGCUUUAUGGGGAGGGAAUGUUUGGCUGGUAUACAAGGAUACCAAGUUGCACAACCAAUGGAACAGAAUUUCUGAAAGUCCAACUGAAAGAGAAGUAUAAAAACAAGUUGAUACUUUAAAAUGCUUCCACUUUCACACCUCACUGCCAAGAGCAUGGAUUAGUUAGGAUUUGUUUCAGUAAUAACUGAUAAUACUUCAUAAAAACUUCUGGUUUUGUGCUACGGUUUGACAUAAAGUCUCGCAUACUCCAAUUGAAGCAUUUAAUUAUCUUGCAAUAUAUUAUGCCUUUUGAAGUUGUGCAGCUCUUUAUUACAAUUUUUCAAGAGCAAAAUGAUGAGGUUAUCUGGAUGCUGACCCUUUCUGGUUCUUAAC
Molecule: messenger RNA, 974 nt
Organism: Pipra filicauda (Wire-tailed manakin)
Lineage: Eukaryota; Metazoa; Chordata; Aves; Passeriformes; Pipridae
Gene: SYPL1
Product: synaptophysin like 1
Exons: 5
Coding region: 1-702 (233 amino acids)
Cellular component (GO): synaptic vesicle; synaptic vesicle membrane
Source: RefSeq, a predicted model, not a curated record